ACAAGGCUCCUUCCAGUUCACAAGUCUGAGAAGACGCAUGAAGAAGUUCUUGCUUCAACAGUGAUUGAACGGAACUCCUCUGCCUUCGUCCCGCAUUAUAGAACAUUCUGGAUUGAUGACAUAGCACUUACUUGAACUAUAAUAGCAAUAUAGUUUAAGAAACUCUAUUUUUGUAACUCUUCAUUUUGAUAUAAAAUAAAAAUCUGCCAAGAUGGAGUCUCAGAUCCGCCAGAACUAUCACCACGAUUGCGAAGCUGCCAUCAACCGGAUGAUUAACUUGGAGAUGUUUGCCUCCUACACCUACACCUCAAUGGCUUUCUAUUUCUCCCGUGACGAUGUGGCUCUGCGUGGCUUCGCGCAUUUCUUCAAGGAGAACAGCGACGAGGAGCGGGAGCACGCCGACAAGCUACUCUCCUUCCAGAACAAGAGAGGCGGACGCAUUUUACUCCAGGACAUGAAGAAGCCAGAACGUGAUGAGUGGGGCAAUGGGCUGGAGGCCAUGCAGUGUGCUCUGCAGCUGGAGAAGAAUGUGAACCAGGCCCUGCUGGACCUGCACAAGAUUGCCUCUGACAAGGUUGACCCCCAUCUGUGUGACUUCCUGGAGACUCAUUACCUGAAUGAGCAGGUGGAGGCCAUUAAGAAGCUGGGAGACCACAUCACCAACCUCACCAAGAUGGAUGCUGUCAAAAACAAGAUGGCAGAGUACCUGUUUGACAAGCACACCCUGGGAGGCCAGAGCUAAACCACUUCCAUCCCCAGGCUACGGCCUCCAGCCUCAGACCAGGACUCCUUGGCCAGGAGGAUCUGCUUUUAUAGGGAUGGGGGAGUGUUAAACUGGUGAAUUGCAACACUGCUGUGACAUUGAUGUUUCUGUUCACAACACUACUGUAUUGGAGGCAAGGCUUCUUGUAAAACAAUAAAAAAUAUCACUGAA
Oncorhynchus keta (chum salmon) is the source of this 934-nucleotide messenger RNA. RefSeq names its product ferritin, middle subunit. Gene Ontology annotation, biological process: iron ion transport; intracellular iron ion homeostasis. The transcript has 5 exons. NCBI's taxonomy places the organism in Eukaryota, Metazoa, Chordata, Actinopteri, Salmoniformes, Salmonidae. Gene Ontology annotation, molecular function: ferric iron binding; ferrous iron binding. Gene Ontology annotation, cellular component: cytoplasm. The coding region runs from base 212 to 742 and encodes 176 amino acids. The record is from RefSeq and is a predicted model, not a curated record.